GGCCGGCUUCGCGGGCGGACCGCGGCGGCGGCGGCGGCAUGGCGGCCCGGCGGGUGAACGUGAACGUGGGCGUCCUGGGCCACAUCGACAGCGGCAAGACGGCGCUGGCGCGCGCGCUCAGCACCACGGCCUCCACCGCCGCCUUCGACAAGCAGCCGCAGAGCCGCGAGCGCGGCAUCACGCUCGACCUGGGCUUCUCGUGCUUCUCGGUGCCGCUGCCCGCGCGCCUGCGGCCGCCGCCGGGGCCCGGGGCCGGGGCCGAGCCCGAGCCCGCGCCGCGGCUGCAGGUCACGCUGGUGGACUGCCCCGGGCACGCCUCCCUCAUCCGGACCAUCAUCGGCGGGGCCCAGAUCAUCGACCUGAUGAUGCUGGUCAUCGAUGUGACCAAGGGGAUGCAGACCCAGUCAGCCGAGUGCCUGGUGAUCGGGCAGAUCGCCUGCCAGAAGCUGGUCGUGGUGCUGAACAAGACGGACCUCCUACCCGAAGGGAAGCGACAGGCGGCGAUCGAGAAGAUGACCAAGAAGAUGCAGAAGACCCUAGAGAGCACCAAGUUCCGUGGUGCACCCAUCAUUCCCGUGGCGGCCAGGCCUGGGGGCCCAGACGCCCCUGAAACGGAAGCUCCACAGGGCAUCCCCGAGCUCAUCGAGGUCCUGACAUCCCAGAUUUCCAUCCCGAUGAGAGACCCCUCGGGACCGUUCCUCAUGUCCGUGGACCACUGCUUCUCCAUCAAAGGCCAGGGCACCGUGAUGACGGGGACCAUCCUCUCGGGCUCCGUCCGCCUCGGCGACAGCGUGGAGAUCCCCGCCCUCAAGGUGGUGAGGAAGGUGAAGUCCAUGCAGAUGUUCCACACGCCCGUCGCCUCCGCCACGCAGGGGGACCGGCUGGGCAUCUGUGUCACCCAGUUCGACCCCAAGCUGCUGGAGCGCGGCCUGGUGUGCGCCCCCGAGUCCCUGCACACGCUCCACGCGGCCCUCAUCUCUGUGGAGAAGAUCCCGUACUUCCGGGGGCCCCUGCAGACCAAGGCCAAGUUCCACAUCACCGUGGGCCACGAGACGGUCAUGGGUCGGGCCAUGUUCUUCAGCCCCGCCCCAGACGCCUUCGACCUCGAGCCCGUGCUGGACGCCUUCGACUUCUCGCGCGAGUACCUCUUCCAGGAGCAGUACCUGUGCCCAGGCUCUGCGCCGACCGAGGCAGACGGCGGCGCGGCCGACGAGAAGGCGGGCCAGGCCUCCGAGGGCCGCUGCCCCCGGCAGCAGUGGGCCCUCGUGGAGUUCGAGAAGCCCGUCACCUGCCCGCGGCUGUGCCUGGUGAUCGGCUCCAGGCUGGAUGCGGACAUCCACGCCAACACGUGCCGGCUGGCCUUCCACGGCGUCCUGCUCCACGGGCUGGAGGACAAGAGCUACGCCGAGAGCGCCCUGCCCAGGCUCAAGGUGUACAAGCUGAAGCACAAGCACGGCAUCGUGGAGCGGGUGAUGGACGACGGCAGCGUGAUCGGCCGCGCGCUGUUCAAGAAGGAGACCAACAUCCAGCUCUUCGUGGGGCUCCAGGUGCGCCUGUCCACCGGGGAGCCAGGGGUCAUCGACAGCGCCUUUGGCCAGAGUGGCAAGUUCAAGGUCCACAUCCCCGGUGGCCUCGGCCCCGAGUCCAAGAGGAUCCUGACGCCCGCCCUGAAGAAGCGGGGCCGCGCUGGCCGAGGGGAGGCGGCCAAGCAGGAGGAGGCCGAGCGGUCGGAGCCCGCCCAGCACGUGGCUCUCAGCCUGUCUUUCAAGCGCUAUGUCUUCGACACCCACAAGCGCAUGGUCCAGUCUCCCUGAGUGCCUGCCGGCCGCCGUAGGGCACGCUGCCCGGGCCCGGCCAGGCCACAGCGCCACAUGUGCCUCCACCCCCAGGCUGUCCCCGCAGCCCCCGCGAGAGGCCCGGGGCGGCUCUGUUCCUCCACCACCCCCUCCCGCCGGGGGACGGCACCCAUGCAGGAGUGGGCUUCAGCUCCACCGUGAUGGCCAUUGUCUCCCAGGCUGCCCUGCUGGCAGCCUAGUGCUUGGCAGCUGCAAAUAAAUGUCCCGUGGUGCCCACCGCUCUGCUGGUCUCUCUG
Messenger RNA from Hippopotamus amphibius kiboko, 2092 nucleotides. It is a transcript of the gene EEFSEC, whose product is annotated as eukaryotic elongation factor, selenocysteine-tRNA specific. The transcript is spliced from 7 exons. Gene Ontology annotation, molecular function: GTPase activity; GTP binding; translation elongation factor activity. The record is from RefSeq and is a predicted model, not a curated record. Bases 39 to 1814 code for a protein of 591 amino acids. Lineage: Eukaryota; Metazoa; Chordata; Mammalia; Artiodactyla; Hippopotamidae. Gene Ontology annotation, biological process: selenocysteine incorporation.